This is a messenger RNA of Cynocephalus volans (Philippine flying lemur), 4631 nucleotides long. It is a transcript of the gene ZNF532, whose product is annotated as zinc finger protein 532. The coding region runs from base 545 to 4441 and encodes 1298 amino acids. Lineage: Eukaryota; Metazoa; Chordata; Mammalia; Dermoptera; Cynocephalidae. The transcript is spliced from 12 exons. The record is from RefSeq and is a predicted model, not a curated record.
CCUGGUCAACAAGCCAGCACCACUCUGCUAGGAGGCCAGGCCGGCUCCUGCAGCCGACGCAUCCUGUGUGAGGAGACACACAUAGAUUGCUUUCUUGGGGGCUCUUUGUCAGCCACCAACCCAGAGAACACACACUGACACACACGUACACAAAGAUCUGAGCCAGGUUGUGGGAGCGAGGGUUGCCAUAGCUUUUUUAUGUAGGGUGACCAGAACCGGCUGAAACUGGUUUGAGGCAGAUCAGCUCCUGAACACAAUGCAGUCACUGAGCUACUACAGUGGGAUAGCAGCUUCCUCCCUUCAUGGCAGCCAAAAGCAGAGGAGCUUGCAGGAAGGCUAUGUUCUGUUUUGUGCUUUUCCUUUUAGAAGCUACUAAAGGGUGUUGGGGAUACUUCUGACUAUUAUGAAGGCCAAAAGGCCUGUUGACUGGGGCUGCUUUUAACCCUUUCAUGUUUGCAGAGCAUGCAACCGUGUGACAGUAACUGAACAUUGGUCCAAAGUCUUUCCAAAAGGUCAAGGUUCACAAGAACAUCUGAUCAAAUUCAUGACCAUGGGGGAUAUGAAGACCCCAGACUUUGAUGACCUCCUGGCAGCAUUUGACAUCCCAGAUAUGGUCGAUCCUAAAGCAGCUAUUGAGUCUGGACACGAUGACCAUGAAAGCCACAUCAAGCAGAAUGCUCACGUGGAUGACGACUCCCACACACCAUCAUCUUCAGAUGUUGGCGUCAGCGUCAUUGUCAAGAAUGUGCGGAACAUCGAUUCCUCCGAGGGCGUGGAGAAGGAUGGCCAUAACCCCGCAGGCAAUGGCUUACAUAAUGGGUUUCUUACGGCAUCCUCCCUUGACAGUUACAGUAAAGACGGAACAAAGUCCUUAAAGGGAGAUGUGCCUACCUCAGAGGUGACUCUGAAAGACUCAGCGUUCAGCCAGUUCAGCCCUAUCUCCAGUGCUGAAGAGUUUGAUGAUGAUGAGAAAAUAGAGGUGGAUGACCCCCCUGAUAAGGAGGACGUGCGCUCAAGUUUCAGAUCCAAUGUGUUGACGGGGUCGGUUCCCCAACCAGACUAUGAUAAACUAAAGGCACUUGGAGGGGAAAAUUCAAGCAAAACUGGACUCUCUACGUCUGGCAAUAUAGAGAAAAACAAAGUUAAGAGAGAAACAGAAACAAAUUCUAUAAAUCUGAAUGUUUAUGAACCUUUUAAAGUCAGAAAAGUGGAAGAUAAAUUGAAGGAUAACUCUGAAAAGGUGCUGGAAAACAGAGUCCUCGAUGGGAAGCUGAGCUCUGAGAAGAAUGACACAAGCCUGGCUGGUGUUGCAUCAUCCAAGACAAAGUCGUCCUCCAAGCUCUCGUCCUGCAUAGCUGCCAUCGCGGCGCUGAGUGCUAAAAAGGCGGCAUCAGACUCCUGCAAAGAACCUGUGGCCAAUUCAAGGGAGUCCUCACCGUUACCAAAAGAGGUCAGUGACAGUCUGAGAACGGCUGACAAGUCUCCUGAGUCCCAGAGUCUUAUUGAUGGGACCAAAAAAUCAUCCGUAAAGCAACCGGAUAGUCCCAGGAGUGUUUCAAGUGAGAACAGCAGCAAGGGAUCCCCGUCCUCUCCUGCAGGGUCUACACCAGCAAUUCCCAAAGUCCGCAUAAAAACCAUUAAGACGUCUUCUGGGGAAAUCAAGAGAACCGUGACCAGGGUGUUGCCAGAGGUGGAUCUUGACUCUGGGAAGAAGCCUUCUGAGCAGACGGCAUCCAUGGUGGCCUCUGUGACGUCCCUUCUGUCCUCUCCGUCGGCCGCGGUCCUUUCUUCUCCCCCCAGGGCGCCUCUGCAGUCGGCUGUUGUUACCAAUGCGGUUUCCUCUGCAGAGCUGACCCCCAAACAGGUCACUAUCAAGCCUGUGGCUACUGCUUUCCUCCCCGUGUCUGCUGUAAAGACAGCAGGAUCCCAGGUCAUUAAUUUGAAGCUCGCUAACAACACGACGGUGAAAGCCACGGUCAUAUCUGCUGCCUCUGUUCAGAGCGCCAGCAGCGCCAUCAUUAAAGCCGCCAAUGCCAUCCAGCAGCAAACUGUCGUGGUGCCGGCAUCCAGCCUGGCCAAUGCCAAACUCGUGCCAAAGACUGUGCACCUUGCCAACCUUAACCUUCUGCCUCAGGGUGCCCAGGCCACCUCUGAACUCCGCCAAGUGCUAACCAAACCUCAACAACAAAUAAAGCAGGCAAUAAUCAAUGCAGCGGCCUCCCAACCACCCAAAAAGGUGUCUCGGGUCCAGGUGGUGUCGUCCUUGCAGAGUUCUGUGGUGGAAGCUUUCAACAAGGUGCUGAGCAGUGUCAAUCCAGUCCCGGUUUACAUCCCAAACCUCAGUCCUCCUGCCAAUGCAGGGAUCACGUUACCGUCGCGCGGGUACAAGUGCUUGGAAUGUGGGGACUCCUUUGCGCUGGAAAAGAGCCUGACCCAGCACUAUGACAGGCGUAGUGUGCGCAUUGAAGUAACGUGCAACCAUUGUACAAAGAACCUCGUUUUCUACAACAAGUGCAGCCUCCUUUCCCAUGCACGGGGGCAUAAGGAGAAAGGGGUGGUGAUGCAGUGCUCCCACUUAAUUUUAAAGCCAGUCCCAGCAGAUCAGAUGAUAGUCUCUCCGUCAAGCAAUACUUCUGCUCCAUCUUCCACUCUUCAGAGCUCAGUGGGCGCCAGCACACACACUGUAACGAAAAUCCAGUCUGGCAUAACUGGGACAGUCAUAUCAGCUCCUUCAAGCACACCCAUCACCCCAGCCAUGCCCCUCGAUGAAGAUCCCUCCAAACUCUGUAGACAUAGUCUCAAAUGUUUGGAGUGUAACGAAGUCUUCCAGGACGAGACGUCGCUAGCUACACAUUUCCAGCAGGCCGCAGAUACGAGUGGACAAAAGACUUGCACUAUCUGCCAGAUGCUGCUUCCUAACCAGUGCAGUUAUGCAUCACACCAGAGAAUCCAUCAGCACAAAUCUCCCUACACCUGCCCUGAGUGUGGGGCCAUCUGCAGGUCGGUGCACUUCCAGACCCACGUCACCAAGAACUGUCUGCACUACACACGGAGAGUUGGUUUUCGAUGUGUACAUUGCAAUGUUGUGUACUCUGAUGUGGCUGCACUGAAGUCUCACAUUCAAGGUUCUCACUGUGAAGUCUUCUACAAGUGUCCUAUUUGUCCAAUGGCGUUUAAGUCUGCCCCAAGUACACAUUCCCAUGCCUACACACAGCACCCUGGCAUCAAGAUAGGAGAACCAAAAAUAAUAUAUAAGUGUUCCAUGUGCGACACUGUGUUCACCCUGCAAACCUUGCUGUAUCGUCACUUUGACCAACACAUUGAAAACCAGAAGGUGUCUGUUUUCAAGUGUCCAGACUGUUCUCUUUUAUAUGCACAGAAGCAACUUAUGAUGGACCAUAUCAAGUCUAUGCAUGGAACAUUGAAAAGUAUUGAAGGGCCUCCAAACUUGGGUAUAAACUUACCUUUGAGCAUUAAGCCUGCAACUCAAAAUUCAGCAAAUCAGAACAAAGAGGACACCAAAUCCAUGAAUGGGAAAGAGAAAUUGGAAAAGAAAUCUCCGUCUCCUGUGAAAAAAUCAAUGGAACCCAAGAAAGUGGCCAGCCCUGGGUGGACGUGUUGGGAGUGCGACCGCCUGUUCACACAGAGAGAUGUGUACAUAUCCCAUGUGAGGAAGGAGCACGGGAAGCAAAUGAAAAAACAUCCUUGCCGCCAGUGUGACAAAUCCUUCAGCUCAUCGCACAGCCUGUGCCGCCACAACCGGAUCAAGCACAAAGGCAUCAGGAAAGUUUAUACCUGCUCGCACUGCCCCGACUCCCGGCGCACCUUCACCAAACGGCUGAUGCUGGAGAAGCACAUCCAACUGAUGCACGGCAUCAAGGACCCUGACCUGAAGGAAAUGACAGACGCCACCAACGAGGAGGAGACAGAAAUAAAAGAUACCAAGGUUCCCAGUCCCAAGCGGAAGUUGGAAGAACCAGUUUUAGAGUUCAGACCUCCCAGAGGAGCAAUCACUCAACCACUGAAAAAGCUAAAGAUCAAUGUUUUUAAGGUUCACAAGUGUGCUGUGUGUGGCUUCACCACUGAAAAUCUGCUGCAGUUCCACGAACACAUCCCGCAACACAAAUCGGAUGGUUCUUCCUACCAGUGCCGGGAGUGUGGCCUCUGCUACACAUCUCACGUCUCUCUGUCCAGGCACCUCUUCAUUGUGCACAAGUUGAAGGAGCCUCAGCCCGUGUCCAAGCAGAACGGGGCUGGGGAGGAUAACCAGCAAGAGAACAAGCCAAGCCCCGAGGAUGAGUCCCCCGAUGGCACCGUGUCAGACAGAAAGUGCAAAGUCUGCGCAAAAACUUUUGAAACUGAAGCUGCCUUAAAUACUCACAUGCGGACACAUGGCAUGGCCUUCAUUAAAUCCAAAAGAAUGAGUUCAGCUGAGAAAUAGCCACAGAUGUUCCAUAAGGAAAAUCCCUGUCCACAUUGGAAGAAAAAAGACAUUUUUGUUACAAAAAGUUUGCAGUAUAAUAGAGUUAACAGUACUGUCCAGGCUGUUGCAAUAUAUUCUCUUUCAAUGUACCUUCUUCACCUCGUCAUAUAUAUCCUCGAUAAGUAUUAAAACAGUAUUUGAGUUUAAA